AUGUCGUGUAAAACGCGAAGUAAAAUAGAAUGCCCUAUUUUUAGAGCUCGCAAAUGUAUUAGUGAAAAUGUUCUGCCGACGUAUGAAGAUAUGAACAGGUAUUUCAAUUGUGUAGAAUAUGAACUUAAGCCUCUAUCAACAAAUCCACAGCAAACCGCAACUGAAGCAACUAAAGUUGUUGUCAAAAAAAUUUGGGACAAAGCUUCGAUUUCCACUGUACUUCAGUGUACUAUUAUUAAACGUAUAACAAGCUAUCGUCUUAAAAUAAGAAAUUUAUUAAAACCUUAUAAACAACGAAAUAAAGUCAUAAGCAGAAGUAGUUUUCUAUUAGAUCAAAGGACCGUAAGAAAAAUGUUGAUUAGUUCACUGGAUGUAAAAACAACUAAAAUAAACCAGAAGCGAAUUGAAAGAAACAAAUUAUUGAACACAAAAAGCGAAUUAGAUGAGAAUGAGAAAUCUGGGUUACAAGUGAAAAAAGAUACACAGAGAGUGGAAAGAUCCCAACAAGAAUCCAGUACUUCUCAACAAGUUUUUACCGUACCUCAAGGAUGUUUACAAAUUCAACUUGAGUUCAACAUAAUUGAGUCGAAUAUUCCGGCACUAGAUGAGUCUGUAAGUACUGAUCUCAGCACAGAUCAAAAAUAUCUUUAUGAUAUAUGUGAUGCUAUUUCAAAAGGAACUGUUGACGAAAACUUAUCCACACGAAGCCCUGGUAAAAUUUUGCAUUCCCGAUGGCUGACAACGGCUAAUCGCAUACUGCGACUAUACGUUUCAACAGCUGAACCAUCAGAAAACUUGUCUACCUUGGGAGCCUUUAAUGUCUGGGAAAUGAUUAGUUUGUCAAGGCAUUUACCGAAAAGAUUGAAAGAAGUGAUCGAUCCAGUGAUAUUGCGAAAUAGUUAUUUUGCACAUCCUGAAAAUAUUCUGCUUGGAAUGCUAGGGGACACAAGAGAGCAUAUUCAAAAGUUUGCUGUGCUUCGAAUUUUUAAAACUCGGAAUUCUAACAAACAGCAAUCAAGACGAAAAUUUGAAGAUCCAAAUUCGCUGAAUAUGAGCGCUUCCAGUUAUAUGGACUUGAUUGAUUGGAGUACUUCUGUUAUAACAGAACCGCCAUUAACAAUGGAGUUACCAGAAGAAGUUUUAAAUGAUAUCUUGAAAAAUCCGGCUUCAUCGAUGUUAUUUUCUGAAAUAAAAUCGUAUCUAUGUCACAUGCAAGACGGUGGAACGGGCUGUUAA
Molecule: messenger RNA, 1236 nt
Organism: Psylliodes chrysocephalus
Lineage: Eukaryota; Metazoa; Arthropoda; Insecta; Coleoptera; Chrysomelidae
Source: the annotation of a GenBank genome assembly